AUGGGAAUUCCUGGAUUUUUUAAAUGGUUAACAAAUAAAGAUAAUUAUCCAAAUAUUAAAAGAUUUUGCAUCGAAGAUGAACCAUCAUAUGAUGAAUACGGUGUUUAUCAACCAUUAGAUGAAACAAAGAAAAAUCCAAAUAAUAUUGAAUUCGAUAAUCUAUACUUAGAUAUGAAUGAAAUUAUUUAUGCAUCUGCAAGAUCAAGUAAUGAUUCAGAAACAAAGAAUGAAGAUGAUAUUAUACUAUCAAUUUUUAAUUGUAUUGAUCGAAUAUUUUCAAUUGUUCGACCACGUAAAUUACUUUAUAUGGCUAUUGAUGGUGUUGCACCAAGAGCUAAAUUAAAUAAUCAACGUACAAAACGUUUUCUUCAAGCUAAAGAUACUAUUGAAAAAAAUAAACAAAUUGAAAGACGUAAACAUGAAAUACUUGCUAAUGGUGGUCUUUUACCAAAAGAUCAUAAUCAAAAAGAACAAAUUAAACCGUUCGAUGAAAAUUGUAUUACACCAGGUACACCAUUUAUGUCAAAAUUAUCUGAUUGUCUUCUAUAUUAUAUAUAUAAUCGUAUGAAUAAAAAUCCAGCUUGGCAAUCAAUAAUAGUUAUUUUUUCUAAUGCAAAUGAACCUGGUGAAGGUGAACAUAAAAUAAUAGAUUUUAUUCGUCGACAAUGUCAACAACCAGACUAUAAUAAAAAUACGCAUCAUGUUUUAUAUGGUACUGAUGCUGAUUUAAUUAUACUUGGUUUAGCAUUAAGUGAAUGUCCUGUAACAAUAAUACGUGAUGAAUUUAGACCAACUGAACCACGUCCAUGUGAAAUAUGUCGACUAUUUGGUCAUGAUAUGACGACAUGUAAAGGUAUUACUAAAGAAAAAAAAGGUCAACAUAAUGAAUUAUUAUCACAUAAAGUAAAUUAUGUUAAAACCAAAUACAUAUUUGUUGAUCUCUCUUUAUUACGUGAUGAACUGUAUCAAUCUUUAGAAGCAGAUAAACAGUUAUCAUUUACAUGGGAUCGUAAAAAUUUUCUUGAUGAUUGGAUAUUUAUAUGUUUAUUGGUUGGAAAUGAUUUCUUACCAAAUUUACCAUCAUGUGAAAUACAUGAAGAUGUUAUUAAACUUCUUAUGAAUAUAUAUAAAGAGAAUGUAUUUAAAUCCAAAUGUUAUUUAACACAAAAUGGUAUGCUAAAUUUGACACAGGUCGAAAUAUUUUUAAGAGAUUUUGGUAAAAUGGAAGAAAGAAUAUUUAAGAACCGUCAUGAAAUUAAUCAACAAAAAGAACUAGAACAAAAUCUGAAUCAACCAACUAGUAAUCGAAUAUUUUCAAUAGAUAAAUUCAAACAUGAACUCGUACCUAAAGGAGCUCCGCUUCUACCAUUUAUACCAAAAUGGGCGCAAAAGCAUUCUUCUCCAUUGGAUAACAAUUCGACUUCAAUUGUUAUGCAUCCAGAUCGAACACAAGAUGCUGAUUCUUCAACGACAAGCUCAUCAAUCAGUCUUCUAAAAAACCAAUCAUAUAAUGAAACGAAACAAAAACUGUCUGAUUUAUCACUAAUAACAAAUCAACAGAUAGAAGAUAAUACUUCAGAUGAUAAUGUUCGACUUUGGGAAGAUGAUUGGCAUGAACAAUACUAUACAAAGAAAUUUGAUGUGGAUCAAAUGAAUUUAGAAGAAUUUUCUUUACAAGUUGCUCAAGAAUAUGGUCAAGGUCUACGUUGGAUUUUUCAAUACUAUUCUCAGGGUGUACCAUCAUGGGAUUGGUAUUAUCCUUAUCAUUAUGCUCCAUUUGCUACUGAUUUUUCUAAAAUCAAAAUUAUAUCUUACUAUUUUAAUGAGGAUUCGAAACCAUUCAAACCAUUAGAACAAUUAAUAUCUAUAAUUCCACUUCAAUGUUCAAAAGAAUAUCUUCCUAAUGAAUGGUAUUCAUUAAUAUCAAAAGAAGAUUCACAAAUUAUUGAUUUUUAUCCAUUAAAUUUUAAUACUGAUUUGAAUGGUAAACGUUUUGAAUCGCAACGUAUUGCUCUAAUACCAUUUGUUGAUGAAAAACGUUUACAUAGAGUUCUUGAAAAUCAUUAUUCAUUAUUAACAUCCGAAGAAGAAGAACGAAACAAACCUGAAAAUGCUCGUUUAUUCAUUCAUUCAAAGCACUCAUAUUAUAGUCGCUUAAAAAAAGAAUUACAUGCUAAUAAUGGACGGAAAGCAAUUCAUGAAAAUUCACUUAAUAUUACAAAAAUAAUUGGAAUAUGUGGAUAUAUAUGGCAAGAUAGUAAUGAUGAUAAAAUCAUACCUGUUAAUAAAACAGUAAAAGCUCCAAUAUCUAAUUAUGAUAAGAUAAUAAACAAUCAAGUUAUGUGUGUUCAAUAUUGUAAUUAA
Messenger RNA from Rotaria sp. Silwood2, 2364 nucleotides. The record is from the annotation of a GenBank genome assembly. Lineage: Eukaryota; Metazoa; Rotifera; Eurotatoria; Philodinida; Philodinidae.